This is a messenger RNA of Pyrgilauda ruficollis (rufous-necked snowfinch), 4971 nucleotides long. RefSeq names its product Rho related BTB domain containing 1 (gene RHOBTB1). NCBI's taxonomy places the organism in Eukaryota, Metazoa, Chordata, Aves, Passeriformes, Passeridae. The transcript is spliced from 11 exons. Gene Ontology annotation, biological process: small GTPase-mediated signal transduction. Gene Ontology annotation, molecular function: protein binding; GTPase activity; GTP binding. The record is from RefSeq and is a predicted model, not a curated record. Bases 792 to 2876 code for a protein of 694 amino acids.
UCCUGGGCGGAAAACAAGCUCAACGGUUUGGGGUUUUUUUAACUAAGAUUCAGCAUGAAAGUUCUGUGUGGGUAAACUGAGGCGAGCAGUGCGGUGGGAUUUACUCGUCAGCAAUGUUAAACACAGGAGCAUUCACAGUUCAGGGAGGCUCACACACCUUGAUCCACAUUUCGUCGUGCGGACGCUCACACGGAGCAGGGAGGAGGCGGCUGGGGACCCCACCCUCCCGCGCACGGAGGUGAUGCCAUUGCGGCCGCUCCCCGCACGGGGCCCCGCAGGAUUUCCUGCCUCCGCAGCCCCUCAAUUCCUGGAAACGAUCUCUCCCGAGGGCAGGAAGGGCGACCGCGCCGCCGUCGGCCGCCCCAGAGCCCCGUGAGGGGCGCGGCGACCCCCGGCCCCUCAGAGCAGGGCAGGGCAGCGCGCGCGCUUCCCGCCGCCGCCGCGCACGCGCUGCUGUAACGGCCGCGGCGGCAGCGCCGCGUGCCGGGGCGCGCUCACGUGACGGCGCUGGUUGGCUGGGACGCGCGCGCCCGCUCCGCGCUGGGCACGGCACAGAACGGCAGAGAACAGAACGGCACGGCACAGCAGGGCGGGACGGCACCGCACCCGAGACACCGCACCGCCCUCCGCACCCCGCUGAGCGUCACUUCUGUCCUGUCCCCAGCCGGUCCCGCUCCGCCCUCAGGAGUGCCACGUUAAGAGAAAGACAUGAAGUAUUUUUAAUGAAAUUCUGCUUUUGAUCAAGCUGCUAAAAAUGGAUGUGAACAUUUUCUCCUGUGAGUUUUUGAUGAAUGGACAUUGACAUGGACUACGAAAGACCUAACGUUGAAACUAUCAAGUGCGUGGUGGUUGGAGACAAUGCAGUGGGAAAGACUCGUCUGAUCUGUGCCAGAGCCUGCAACACAACCUUGACUCAGUAUCAGCUGCUGGCAACGCACGUCCCGACCGUCUGGGCCAUUGAUCAGUACCGUGUCUGCCAGGAGGUCCUUGAACGCUCAAGAGAUGUUGUUGAUGAAGUGAGUGUUUCCCUCAGGCUGUGGGAUACUUUUGGGGACCACCACAAAGACAGGCGCUUUGCUUAUGGAAGGUCCGACGUUGUUGUUCUGUGCUUUUCAAUUGCUAAUCCUAAUUCCCUGAAUCAUGUGAAAACAAUGUGGUAUCAAGAAAUCAAGCACUUCUGUCCUCGCACACCUGUCAUUCUGGUGGGCUGCCAGCUGGAUCUCCGCUAUGCCGACCUCGAGGCUGUUAACAGAGCCAGACGGCCUCUGGCAAGGCCAAUAAAAAGGGGAGACAUUUUGCCACCAGAAAGAGGCAGAGAGGUUGCCAAGGAACUCGGGAUACCCUACUAUGAAACCAGUGUAUUUGACCAGUUUGGAAUUAAAGAUGUGUUUGACAAUGCAAUUAGAGCUGCCCUGAUCUCCAGAAGACACCUGCAAUUCUGGAAAUCUCAUUUGAAGAAGGUCCAAAAACCUUUGCUUCAGGCUCCAUUCCUACCUCCAAAAGCCCCUCCUCCAGUUAUCAAAAUUCCUGAGUGUCCCACGCCGAGCAUGAAUGAAGCUGGAUAUUUAUUGGACAGCCCACUGUGUGCAGAUGUCAUGUUUGUUCUUCAGGAGCAGGACUGCAUUUUUGCUCACAAGAUUUACCUAGCUACCUCCUCUUCAAAGUUUUAUGACCUUUUCUUAAUGGAAUGUGAGGAAAGUCCAUACUUGGACGAAACACAAUGUAAUAAAGAAAAUACAAAUAAGGAUGUUCUGCCCAGUCACCUUGAGACAAGCAGUGACAGUGAUGAGGCAUCCUUGAAAUCUCUUGAUGUUAAAAUUCCCCCACCAGAAAGCAGUGAGUCUUUAAACAUGCUAGAAGCUGAAUCUGGUGAAACAAACUCUGCAGCAAGAUCUCUGUCCUCCUGGGGUAAGGGGUUUGUUAGUGUGCACAAGGAAAUGCAAGUGAAUCCUGUCUCAAAGCGGACGUGUCCUGUAACUGUGGUAAAAAUGGAUUCCUCUGUGCAGGCUGCACCUUUUAAAACUGUUUUGCAGUUUUUAUACACAGGCCAACUGGAUGAAAAUGAAAAAGACCUCACCAGACUGGCUCAGAUUGCUGAAAUCUUGGAAGUAUUUGACUUGCGAAUGAUGGUGGAGAAUAUUAUGAAUAAAGAAGCCUUCAUGAAUCAAGAGAUUACUAAAGCAUUUCAUGUCAGAAAAGCUAAUCGGAUAAAAGAGUGCCUUUGCAAAGGGACAUUUUCUGAUGUGACAUUUAAAUUGGACGAUGGAAGCAUCAAGGCCCACAAGCCACUGCUGAUCUGCAGCUGUGAGUGGAUGUCUGCUAUGUUUGGAGGAUCAUUUAUUGAAAGCUCCAACAGUGAGGUAGCUCUACCCAACAUAAACAAGACCUCCAUGCAAGCAGUUUUAGAUUACUUGUAUACCAAGCAACUGUCCUCCAGUCAGGAACUGGACACCCUUGAGUUAAUUGCUUUGGCAAAUAGGUUUUGCCUUCCUCACCUGAUUGCUCUAGCAGAGCAGCACGCAGUGCAAGAGCUGACAAAGGCCUCCAUGAGCGGCGUUGCAAUAGAUGGAGACGUCCUCUCCUAUCUGGAACUGGCACAGUUUCACAAUGCUAACCAGCUGGCAGCUUGGUGCUUGCACUACAUCUGCACCAAUUACAACAGCGUUUGCUCCAAGUUCCGCAAGGAAAUCAAAGCUAAAUCUUCAGAUAAUCAAGAAUAUUUUGAGAGGCAUCGGUGGCCGCCUGUGUGGUAUUUAAAGGAAGAAGAUCAUUACCAGCGAGUUAAAAAGGAGAGAGAAAAGGAAGAUGUUGCACUGAACAAACACCAUUCAAAGCGGAAGUGGUGCUUCUGGAAUUCCUCUGCUGUAGUUGCCUGAACAAAGCAAAUAAGUGGAAAUCCAUAGCCAGAAGUUACUCUUAUUAUUAGAAAUAAGAUAAAGUUCAGGUUUUCAGGAAACUGUGUUCCACUUGUGCAUUUAUUACUUCUAGGGUCAAAAGCACAAGCUCACCGAAAAUGAGCCUGGAACAGCUCCUUGAAGUCAUAUGUAUAUUUUUGACUGGUAAGCAGAUAAAUGUCAACCAUUAUUACAUUACUUUUUAUACAAAAAAAACCAAAUCCAGCAUUAAUGUUUCAAUCUCCAGUUGGGAAAUAUUUUUAUACUGUCUGGUGUAUUUUGUUCAGAUAAAAUUCUGGAUACUGUUUUGUUUUACAGACCACAAAAUAACCAUGUAGCAGCUUUGUAAUUACAUUUUAACUAUUUUUACUAUGCGAGUACAGUGAAAUAGACAAUCUUCAGUCAUAAGAGACUGCUUUUAGAUUAUCUCAUAAAAAGUCAUCUUAGGAAAAAAAUCUAGCUGUCUACUAUAGGUUGUCUUUUUCAAACUAAGUACUGUGCACUGGUAAUAUAAUUAGAUGGUUAUUUCCCCUUUCUAAAGCAAAGGGUUAGAAUAAGAUCCAAUAACUGUAAGAUAUAGAGUGCUUGAUCUUUGCUCAGCUGAAUAAUAGACAGUAUAAUUACCUGUUCAACUGCAGGCAAAUGUAUUUCUAAUAUUUGCCAUGUAAGUGCAAAUAAUUAUGACUAUGUGGGCCAUGUGAAAUCUAGUGAUUCUAAGUAUUCAGAGGUUUUAUAUGUCUAGAUCAAAGAGGAUAUUUCUAAAAUCAUUUAGAAGGGCUUAUUAAUUUAUAUCCUUAUACCAGUAUGGAUCUGAAUGCAAAAAGCAGUUACACUGCUUGCAUUUGAAUUACUGCAUGGCAGUUACCUUAUUCUGCAGGAUCUUCACCAUGCAGCCGUUCCUCAUGCUGAAUUCCUUUUUGCUUCAGUGCAAGCAAAUGAAAGGGCUGCACAAACAAGUAGAUGUUAUCUAGUGUUCCAGCAUUUUGUAAAUGAAGAAGGGUCUUCACACACAAGAUUACUUCAGUUUGAUUCAAAUUCUUUUAUAGCUUUUCCCAGGUAGAACUGAGAGUUUUAGGUUAUUUUUAAGUAGGUGAUAUAUUUCCUGUGGAAGCAGGUGUUCCCAGAAUGCUGGGGGCAGACUGAUGGCAGAAAGGCAGGAAUUCUGCACAAGUGGUGCAGGACAAGCAAAAGCUUCCAGUGUUUCCAAAUAGCCUGUGUGUUUAUGACUUUUUAUCAACCAUUACUCUAAAGCUGCAGUGUUACACUAGAUUACCUAAGGAUGAGAGCAUUUUUUAAAAGACCAAAACUAAAAUACAUAGACUGUAGAAGAUACACAUGCAAUCCUGUGCAGUGUCUCAGGCACAACUCCGUAACCAAGGUAGUAUUGUGUAUUAGGUUUGUUAAUACUGUUCUGUGCUGGCAGCUCAGCACACCAAUGUGAAAAGCUGUUUGUUUGUUCGUGGUUUUUUCUCUGUAUCCGAAGGCAAGGCAGUACAGUCACCCCCCAGCACUGUAGGUCAGGAGAGGCUUUGGCCUGAAAGCCAUAAACACCUCGACAUAUUUGCAUUCUGCACAGACUCAUUGCCAGGCUGAGGCUACCACAGCUCAGAGGAGAGGCUGCUCUGCAAACCUGUGUGAGGAGAGCAAGUGAGAGGUUCCUACCCCUCUGAGAUCCAUCACCACGUGGUGAUAAAGAAGGGCUAUAAACGAUGGUUGCAAAUAUGUCUCCUUAAUUCUUGGUCAGUGACAAUGUGGACAAGAACAUGGAAUGAGAGAAGGCAUGUCAGGAUAGAAAAAUAGCUGUUGUCAUAAAAUGUUAACCAGUCACAUUUUAAGUAAGUUGCUACUAGGUUUUACACAACCAAAGCUACUGUAUGAUUGUAAUCUUGCCAAACUGUAAUGGAUAUAUAAAUGAACCUGAGGUAUAUGCAAUAAUAUCCAGUUAUUCUAGUUAUCAGCUACUAUAACCAAGUGGCUGGUUCAUUUGGUUAAUGCUGUCUAUGGCCUUUAAUCUUGGUGGUUAUUUUGUGUUUUUUAUUUUGGAAAAAAAAAGUAAAUAAAACUGUUUAGUUACAAA